This is a messenger RNA of Fopius arisanus, 4531 nucleotides long. It is a transcript of the gene msk, whose product is annotated as importin-7 msk. The transcript is spliced from 6 exons. Gene Ontology annotation, biological process: protein import into nucleus. Gene Ontology annotation, cellular component: nuclear envelope; cytosol. The coding region runs from base 443 to 3628 and encodes 1061 amino acids. NCBI's taxonomy places the organism in Eukaryota, Metazoa, Arthropoda, Insecta, Hymenoptera, Braconidae. Gene Ontology annotation, molecular function: small GTPase binding. The record is from RefSeq and is a predicted model, not a curated record.
AUAUAUAAAACCGGAAAUCAACGAAAUCGCCACCUGGAUAAACUAAACUCCACUCGUGCAACGACAAUUUCGCGGGUUAUGUGAUUCACUUCUGUUUUUCACCUCGACCAUUUUUUUUUCGGUGAAUGAGAUGUCAAAAAAUUUGCAGAGUUGUUGCGUAAACUUUGGUCUUUAGAAUCCCACUGUUUUGGUGGGUAUAUCACCCAUAAAUUGGGUAAAUUCAUCGUUAUUUUUUUGAGUAAUUGUAACAGCCAUAUUGUUCAUGUGUCACGUGAUGGAGAGGGAGCAAUGAGGAGAAUGCGCCGGGUGGCGAUUUGCACACACACAUUUUGUUAGAGUCAAAAGAAGAAAAAUUCUUCUCACGCGUGUUUAAAGUUUAAUUGAGAAAAUCCAGCGUGCAGGCUACAGAUAUUUUUUGUAAUUGUAAUUAGCCACUGUGAUCAUGGAUCCACGUAAAUUGACGGAACUGUUGAGGGCAAGUAUUGACCCGGCACAGCAAAAACAAGCUGAGGAGCAGCUUAAUCAGAUUCACAAAAUAAUCGGGUUUGCACCGAGUUUACUGCAAGUUGUAAUGUCGAACGAAGUUGACAUGCCUGUCAGGCAAGCUGGCGUUAUAUACUUGAAGAAUUUAAUAACAACAAGCUGGGCUGACCGUGAACUCCAGAAUGGACCAGCUCUAUUCAGCAUUCAUGAACAGGAUCGUGCCAUGAUACGUGAUGCCAUUGUUGAUGCUGUUGUACAUGCACCGGAGCUCGUACGUGUUCAAUUGGCUGUUUGCAUCAGCAACAUCGUUAAACAUGAUUUUCCAGGGCGUUGGACUCAAAUCGUCGAUAAAAUAACGAUUUAUCUGCAGAAUCCAGACGCUUCAUGUUGGCCUGGAGUUCUUCUGGCGCUCUAUCAACUUGUUAAAAAUUUCGAGCACAAGAAAGCAGAGGAACGAGGUCCUUUAAACGAAGCGAUGAAUUUACUGUUCCCCAUGAUCUAUCAGCUGAUCUUACGUCUCCUACCAGAUCCGUCUGAGCAAUCGGUCCUCCUUCAGAAGCAAAUACUCAAAAUAUUUUUCGCCCUGACACAGUAUUCUCUUCCCCUGGAUUUAAUUUCGAAGGAGGUAUUCUCCCAAUGGAUGGACGUUGUUAGACAAGUGGCUGACAGGCCAGUGCCUCGAUCACUCACGAAUGGUCCCGAUCUCGACGAGGAUGAACGCGCCGAAUUACCCUGGUGGAAGUGCAAAAAAUGGGCCCUCCACAUUCUCUAUCGUAUGUUCGAGAGAUAUGGCAGUCCAGGCGUUGUAACCAAAGAGUACAAAGAAUUUGCUGAAUGGUACUUACGAACAUUCAGUGGUGGUAUACUCGAAGUACUUCUCAAAAUACUUGAUCAGUACAGGCGAAAGAUCUAUGUAUCCCCGAGGGUUAUUCAACAGUCCUUAAAUUAUAUAAAGCAGGGUGUGAGUCACGCGUUCUCCUGGAAAUUUCUGAAGCCACACAUGUUUGAGAUUAUCAGAGAUGUUCUCUUUCCAAUUCUCUGUUAUUCAGCGUCUGAUGAGGAGAUGUGGAACAGUGACCCUUACGAAUACAUUCGUGUAAAGUUUGAUAUAUUCGAGGACUUUGUGUCACCAGUAACAGCAGCCCAGACUCUGCUGCAGGCAGCUUGCAAGAAACGUAAGGACAUGCUUCAGAAAACAAUGCAGUUUUGUAUGGAAGUGCUGACGAGUCCAAAUGCCGAUCCCAGACAAAAAGAUGGUGCUCUGCAUAUGGUCGGUACUUUAGCUGAUAUUCUUCUCGAGAAGAAGCUGUAUAAGGACCAGAUGGACAAAAUGCUGGUGCAGUACGUUUUUCCAGAGUUCGUCAAUCCCCAUGGGCACAUGAGGGCACGUGCUUGCUGGGUCCUCCAGAAUUUCUCAGAUAUAAAAUUCAAACAAGAAGCCAUUCUCGUCGAGGCCAUUCGAUUGGCCACAAAUGCACUCCUCCAUGAGCAAGAAAUUCCGGUUAAAGCCGAGGCAGCAAUGUGCGUGCUGACACUUUUAACAGCUCAAGAUAAAGCCAAGAAAUACAUUGAACCACUGAUAAGGCAGAUAACCCUUGAGUUGCUCAAUAUAAUAAGAGAAACGGAGAACGAUGAGUUAACGAAUGUAAUGCAGAAGAUAGUGUGCACCUAUACUGAGCAAUUGAUGCCGCUAGCUGUUGAGAUAUGUCAGCACUUGGCGACAACAUUUAGUCAGGUACUGGAGACAGACGAGGGGAGCGAUGAGAAAGCUAUCACUGCGAUGGGUCUUCUCAACACAAUUGCAACGCUACUCGCGGUUAUGGAGGAUCAGCCUCAGAUAAUGGCACAGCUGCAGCCGACAGUUCUCCAAGUUGUCGCUCAUAUUUUUGGACAGAGUGUUAUUGAGUUUUAUGAAGAGGCACUUUCUCUCGUUUACGAUCUCACUGGUAAAUCUAUAUCUGAGGACAUGUGGAAGGUUUUGGAGCUGAUGUACCAGCUGUUCCAGCAGAAGGAUGGCUUUGAUUACUUCACUGACAUGAUGCCAGCACUUCAUAACUACAUCACAGUCGACACUCCAGCGUUUCUCUCCAAUGAAAAUCAUAUUUUAGCCAUGUUCAAUAUGUGCAAAACUAUAUUGACUGAAGAUGCUGGGGAGGAUCCAGAGUGUCAUGCAGCCAAACUUCUGGAAGUUAUUAUUCUGCAGUGCAAGGGACAGAUAGAUCAGUGUAUACCGUCCAUUGUGCGACUUGUCCUCGUACGUUUGACCAGAGAAGUUAAGACAUCCGAAUUGAGAACUAUGUGUCUUCAGGUUGUCAUAGCAGCUCUGUACUACAAUCCGACGUUGUGUCUGGAGGCUAUGGAUGGACUCCAGGGGAGUCUCGGUCAAUCUACCGAACCGAUUGCCUCUCACUUCAUCAAGCAGUGGAUUCACGACACGGAUUGCUUUCUGGGCCUUCACGAUCGCAAACUCUGUGUCCUUGGAUUAUGCACUCUCAUCAGCAUGGGUCCAGCCAGACCUCCAGCUGUCAAUGAAUGCGCUCAACAAAUUAUUCCAUCUUUGAUUUUACUUUUUGAUGGUCUUAAGCGAGCCUAUGCUGCUAAAGUCGCCGAGAACGAGGAGGAGCCGGAGGACGAGGAGGAGAGUGACUUCGAGGAGGAGGUUCUGUCGUCAGACGAGGAUGAGAUUGACGACGCUAGUCAGGACUAUCUGGAAAAGCUGCAAGGCAAAGUGACGAGGGCAGCUGGUGCACAUGAAUUCAAUGUCAAUGCGUCGAUACAGGAUGGACAUGGUGAGCACAAGUCAGAUGAUGAGGAUAACGAUGACUCGGAUUUUGAGGCAAACGAGGAGACUACCCUAGAGUGCUACAUCACACCUUUAGAUUUUGAUGGCAAUAAUCAGGAUGAGUACGUCGUUUUCAACGAAGUUAUGCAAGAUAUUGAGAGAACAGAUAGACAGUGGUACACAGCAUUAACCAGCCAUCUGACGUCAGAUCAGAGGAAAGCCCUCCACGAGGUGAUUGUACUUGCGGAUCAACGCAAAGCUGCCCUAGAGAGUAAAAGAAUCGAACAGAGUGGUGGAUAUGCCUUCCACUCCCAGACUGUGCCGACUUCAUUUAAUUUCGGUGGUACGCCCUUAGGUCGAUAAAAAUAAGUUUUUCUUAACAGUUAUAUUUCUAGAACACGUAUAAGUAAGUAAAGAAGGAAUAAAAUUAAUCAUGAAACAUUCGAGUACAUCUGAUCGAUGGGCAAAGUACGAAUAAAGAAUUUUCAAAACGAGGAUUUAACAGAGAAAUGAAUGGAAGCAAAACACUUAUAGCGCACGAUUGUAAACAUGACCACUUCGAAGACAUUACGCAUCCUAUUUACUAUUUUUGUGUAAAGUGAAAGAUCUUGUACAUUAAAUGCACUCUUUGCAUAAUCACAAUCGUGAUGAAGCCUAUGUCAAAAAAAAUUUAACAAAUUACGAAUAAGAAUGAUUUGAUGGGUCGAACAGUGAGGCAAUAAAAUGAGUCUGAGCCGGUGGAUUUUGUACAUUGUGGAACCGACGGAGUUAACGAUAAUGCUUUUGUCAAAAUACAGAAACCACUGGUCGUGGUAUGUAUUGAUUUUACAUAAAUGCUUUGGAUACUAAUUUAUUUCCACUAGUACUCCGUUUAGUGAAUCUCCUUCUUUUCAUUUUUCGAAUAGUUUUUAAAUAAUUCUCAUUCAUGGUUGCAGUUUAACCAGACACAGUAUCCGCUAGAAGCGAAAAGUUACGUUAAUCAUACCGAAAAUUUUAGUUGACCUUCAUUUUUCGUUUUUGUUUUUGCAAGCUGAAGGAUCUUCAGAGGAAAUUGAGUUGAUGUGGUAUUUGUUAAGAAAAAACUGUUAAAUCGUUGGUUUUAAAUAUAUCAAAAAGCUACUUUUAAUAUGAAGAAUUGAUUUUUAAUCUCAAUUCGUACUAAGAUUUGUUUAUAUUUUCUGCGAUCGCCUGACCUGGUACAAUUGAAUUGUGGAAACCAAGUGCAACAGGAGUAAUAAAAAGCCCAGUCAAAGCCAAAAAAAAAAA